GCGUCAGUUCCUGCGGAUGUGCUAUGUGUAUGACUUCUCACUGAACGACCUGCUGGCUCCCAGUGUGACUCACAGCGAGGCUGACAUCCAGCUGAUAUUCAAACUACUGCAGGACCUCCAGAGCUCCAUGAACAAGACCCAACAGCACCAGGAAGAGGCCCAGGCUCUGGUGUGUGUGUAUGAGGCACAGCAGAAGGAACUGAAGAACCAUGGUGUGGAGGAGGGCCAGCUGAAGAGAUCUUUAGGGAUGAAGAUGGACAAGGAGUCCAAACAACAUAUACGAAGACAGAAGAAGAAGGAGAUUAAGGAUCAAUACAUUGAGGAUGUACUAGGUCAGUGUGACAAUGUUCACCAGAAGAGGGAGCAGAUAGCGGACCAGAUCCAGGAGAGAGACAGAUUCUCAACACCUCCGCAGUCAGAUGACCAACCUGAGGGACACCUGCAGUCAGGAGACUGAGAAAGCUCAGGACCUGUUUGAUCGUCUGCUGGCAGCUCUGGAUCACUUCCAUAAACGCAUACAGAACCACGUCGUCGAGGGCAACAACGACAUCGUCAAGAUGACUGCUAACUUCUAACCCAGUGUAGUUGACUUCUCUACAUCUGUCAUUAGUUUAGCU
Messenger RNA from Oncorhynchus gorbuscha (pink salmon), 617 nucleotides. RefSeq names its product kinetochore protein Nuf2-like. The annotation marks the transcript as partial. NCBI's taxonomy places the organism in Eukaryota, Metazoa, Chordata, Actinopteri, Salmoniformes, Salmonidae. The record is from RefSeq and is a predicted model, not a curated record. The transcript is spliced from 5 exons.